AUGGCGUCGGCGCCCGUGGCCCAGACGCCCGAGCCCCAGGAGGCGUCCGACGGCGAGCGGGCGUCGCUCAAGGAGAAGAAGCUGCGCCUGAGCCAGCGCUGGGAGGCCGUCGUCCGGAGCGACGACGCCAAGGCGGACCAGCGCCGCCGGUCGUCGCGCCUCGUCGUCACCUCCGCGGCGCGCCAGGGCGUCAAGGAGGUCGCGAGCGGCUUCGGCACGCUGGGCCCGCCGCCGCGCUGGCUCAAGCCCCUCGUCGAGGCCGGCGCGAACUGCGACGAGCUCGUCGCCGCCCUCGAGGCCCACGACCGCGAACUCGCGAGCACGCCGACGAAGGCGCGCGACGCCGAGGACGAGGCGCGCGGCGCGACGUGGCUCGCGGGCCUCCGGUCCGCGGCCCUCGAGACGGGCCGCGCCGAGGCCGAGUUCGGCGACGUCGUCGUGUCCGUGCGGCGGCGGCGCCGCGGCGGCUCCGCGCCGCCGGGCGCCGCCGGCGGCUCGCGGCCGCCGACGCCGCCGACGCCGCCCAAGGCCCUCGACUUCUCCGCCGCCGUGCGCGAGGAGGACGCGCCGCCCGCCGUGACGCCCGAGUCGGCGUCCCGGGGCGCGGCGCCGGACCCGCCGGACGCGGUGACGCCCGAGCCCGCGGCCGCGGACGACAACGCCGCCCCCGCGGCCGCGCCGGCGGCGGCGGCGGACGAGGGCGCGCCGGCGGAGGCCGACGACGACCUCGCCGGCGCCUGGGACGACGUCGCGGCGGGCGACGCGUGGGCCGGCCGCCUCACGCCGUCCUUCGACGACGGCGACGCGGACGACGACGCGACGGACGCGGAGCCGGAGCGGCCGGCGACGCCGCCGACGGGCCUCGCGUCGCCCGCGCCGCCCGCGGACGAAGCGGUGUCGCCCCGGGGGCCCGGCCGCCUCCUCCAAUGCUGGAUGGGCUGCGGCGGCCCCUUCGACUUCCUCAAGCGCGGCAGCCCGACGCCGACGCGGGGCGCCACGCCCGCCUCGCGCGCAAGCACGCCGCCCGUCGACUACGACGCCGGCGCCGUCGCCGACCACUGGAGCUGA
This is a messenger RNA of Aureococcus anophagefferens, 1068 nucleotides long. RefSeq lists its product as hypothetical. The transcript has a single exon. The record is from RefSeq and is a predicted model, not a curated record. The coding region runs from base 1 to 1068 and encodes 355 amino acids. NCBI's taxonomy places the organism in Eukaryota, Pelagophyceae, Pelagomonadales, Pelagomonadaceae.